Populus trichocarpa (black cottonwood) is the source of this 870-nucleotide messenger RNA. RefSeq lists its product as uncharacterized. The record is from RefSeq and is a predicted model, not a curated record. NCBI's taxonomy places the organism in Eukaryota, Viridiplantae, Streptophyta, Magnoliopsida, Malpighiales, Salicaceae. Bases 25 to 870 code for a protein of 281 amino acids. The transcript has a single exon.
UUGGUUUCAAAUUUUUAUGAUGCCAUGAAAUUUAUGCGGCCACUUGGACUUGGUUAUGAGAAAUAUGAUGUGUGUCCUAAUUACUGUAUGUUGUACUAUAGGGCAGAUGCAAUGAAAAUAAAUUGUGAUUUUUGUGGAAGUUCACGAUACAAACAUAGAAAUCCAACUAGUAAAGGUUCCAAUAAGGCGGAGAAGCAACUCCGAUACUUUCCCUUGACACCAAGGCUUCAGAGACUGUUCAUGUCUCCAUAUCAUGCCAAAGAUAUGACAUGGCAUCAUUUUCAUAAUUCUGAUAAUGGGGUUAUGAUGCACCCAUCUGAUGGGGAGGCAUGGAAGGAGUUUAAUCGUGUCCACUUAAGCUUUGCAUCAGAUCCGAGAAAUAUUCGGUUAGGGUUGUGCACUGAUGGGUUUUGUCCAUUUGACAUGUCUUCAAAUACAUACUCUUGUUGGCCAGUAAUUGUGACUGUUUAUAAUUUGCCUUCGUGGAAGUGCAUGACUAGACCAUUCAUGUUUUUGACAAUGAUGAUUCCUGGGCCAAAGAAUCCGGGUAAAAAUCUUGAUGUUUUCCUAAGACCUUUGAUUGAUGAGUUAAAGAAUUUGUGGUCUGUUGGUGUUGAAACAUAUGAUGUAUACAGAAAGGAAAAUUUUCAAUUAAGGGCAGCUUUAAUGUGGACCAUUAGUGACUUUCCAGCAUAUGGCAUGUUAUCGGGGUGGAGUACUCAUGGAAAUCUGUCUUGUCCUUAUUGUAUGGAGUAUAGCAAGGCUUUUAGAUUAAAAAAUAGAGGGAAAACUACAUUUUUUGAUUGUCAUCGACGAUUCCUACCCAUGAACCACCCAUAUAGAUUUCAAUCUGAUAAGUUUUUGAAAUGA